AUGUUCGCGGCGCCAAGAGGCACGCGCGCGGUUUCGCCAAACGCGAGUCCCAACGCUGGGCGGACGGCGCUGGUGAUGCGGCGGCGGCUGCCUGUCGCUUGUGGCCGCGGGCGGAAACGGAGGUGGCGGCAGUGCGGCGCCGGUCGCUCUGCACUGCGGCCACCGCGCGGAGCUGGUGGGGGGAGGCGGCGCCCCCUCCUACCAGCGCGUGUUCUCGCGUGGCGGCGCUCGGGCGGAGAGGGCGGCCAGCGUGCGCCGGCAAGUGGGGCAGAUGCCCGCGGCCCGGACUGCAGGUUCUCUCUGCGGUGCGCGAAGGCUGUCGCGGCGCAAGCCAGCGCGGGCGCGCGUUUGCCGGCCACAGAGCGAAGCAGCGGUGCCGCCGGCACGGCCCGGCACCCUCGGCGGGCGCUGAUCACGGCCCGCGAUUGGGCUUGCACCGCCGCGAGGCGGGCGCACCUUCCGCUCCACUGGUUUCCCAUUUCUCUAGUGGGUCUGUGUUUUGCGCCAGCUGCGAAUGCCUCCAGCACGCGCGUUCAAGCCGACGAGAACGAAUCCCUGCGGAAGACAUGUGUCGCCGCCGCGGCAGCGGCGAAUGGGCCAGCGCACGCGGGCCUGGCGGCGGUGCGGUGCGGUGAAGUGGACGACGCGCCAGGGGGCUGUGUGGAACUUCCCGCGCGCGCCUCACCUCGAUCAGGGACGGAGGCCCAUGGCAAAUCCGGCGGCCGCGGUGCCGGGACUCAGUGCCUCGCAAAGGGGGAGCCAAGGACCGGCGGGCAGUCCCUUCGACUCGUUGUUGGCCCUCGGUGGCGGCAGUUGGGCUUUUUUUGGGCGCCGGCGUGCGCAGGGGGCCCGGGGCAAGUGCAGUGGGCUUCCCGCCCAACAGCUGCGCGCGCCGAAGUGCGGCGGCACCUCUCGCGCUGA
Messenger RNA from Trypanosoma conorhini, 921 nucleotides. RefSeq lists its product as uncharacterized. Bases 1 to 921 code for a protein of 306 amino acids. The transcript has a single exon. The record is from RefSeq and is a predicted model, not a curated record. NCBI's taxonomy places the organism in Eukaryota, Euglenozoa, Kinetoplastea, Trypanosomatida, Trypanosomatidae.